AGUUUUUUUUUGAUUUAUAACGUUGAUUAAAUAGAAAUAUUUUGUCGUAUUUAUUGAAAAAUAAUCUAAAUAAACAAAUAUUGGAUUUUUAAAAAAUGUUCUUCUACCAAACACAAUCCAAUAGAUGACUUAUUUUUACCAAAAAAAAACAUUCAUAUAUCAAUGGAUGAUGUAUGAAAGUAUUCAACAUGACCUUUACAUUAUUUUCUCCUUUUUUUUCAACGAUCUUCGCUGUAAACUUUAUAGAUUUUCCAGCUUUUACAUACAGAAAAAAAACUAAUACACUUUCUAACAGCUAACUCUCAAUAGUAAUGUUAUUUUAUUUUAUUUUUAUUGUCAUAAGAUAAUCUCUAGAGAUUAUGAUUAGUUUUCGAAAUAAUAUUCAACUCGAAAAGUAUGUCAACUAGUACUCAUUUAGAAUAACAACGUUUUGCCUGUUACUGACGCAUGAUUGUCAUGUAGUUAGAAUAAAAUAUAUAUUGCUCUAUAAUUAUAUGUCAUUUUAAAAAGAUUUUAAACUAAUAUAUUGUUCAUUAAAUUCUUCAACAAAAAUUUGUUUUUGUCGUUCUUUUUUUUUGAAGGCUUGAGAUGUACGAAUAAUUAAUGCAAAUUUUAAUCAAACAAUUGCUACUCAUAUGUUUUGUCAGGUAUAUAUGAUAAAAUUGAACAAAAAAAAAAUUUCUUAUUUAUUUUCAAAGGAUAGUCAGCUCAUGAACAAGUGUUAUGGUUCUCGUUAUCAAUGGAUUAUUCUUGGUUAUCCAUCAUUAUCAACUUGGUGGAAUGAACCAACUGAUUGUUCAAUGCAAUAA
Rotaria sordida is the source of this 809-nucleotide messenger RNA. Lineage: Eukaryota; Metazoa; Rotifera; Eurotatoria; Philodinida; Philodinidae. The record is from the annotation of a GenBank genome assembly.